This is a messenger RNA of Pyrenophora tritici-repentis Pt-1C-BFP, 978 nucleotides long. RefSeq names its product DUF3605 domain containing protein. The record is from RefSeq and is a predicted model, not a curated record. Gene Ontology annotation, cellular component: cytoplasm. NCBI's taxonomy places the organism in Eukaryota, Fungi, Ascomycota, Dothideomycetes, Pleosporales, Pleosporaceae. Gene Ontology annotation, biological process: N-acetylglucosamine metabolic process.
GCCCAUAUAACCUUGGCGGGUCAGAUCGUACGUUGACGCCCACCAUCAUCAAUUCCAACCCAUCAUCACAGCGGCGGGUCUAGAUUACCGCCGCCAUGCCAAACGAGGAACUGCCGUUCUGGCUGGUCAAUGUGCCUGCGGACCAGCGGCCCAGCGAAUGCCCCGACUUCUUGACUGGAUGUAGUGAGAAGGACAAGCGGAUUAUUGGCACGCCAGAUGAGGAGUAUCAGGUCUUAUCGUGGGCUGAGGUGCGGGAUAUAGUCCAGAACGAUAGGGUGGACAAGUUCCAUCGUCUGCCCAGUGAGCUCAGACGGUAUCGUCAGUUCACAUACCAUCUCGAGAAGGAGUAUGGCAGCAUCAUGAAUUUCAUUGUCAACGAACGGUUGAAGUGGACGACGAUGGAGCCGCGAGGGGGGCCAUUCCAGUUCACCGACGAUAUCAAGAUCCUCUAUAACGACUGGCCAUACGGCAUUGACUCCGACAUUGUGCACCUGGUUGUCUGGACAAAGUUUGAGCUUGAAGAUGACCCCGAGACGGGCCUCUCUACCGAAGUUUCAAAAAAGCAAAUACACGACUAUGUGCAAAAGACUUUCGCCCCGAAGGUUAAGGAACUCGUCUGGUUCAAGAACUGGAAGAGCCUGAAGAGCGUCCACGCAGUCGAGCACUUUCAUGUUAUGCUGUACAAACCCGACCCAGAGUUUCUUAACCAGAUUACCAACGGCGACGUGCCGAUGACAGACAAGUUCGGCACGACGUGAGUACCGGGUCAAGGCGUCGCAUGUUUGGGAGAGGCGUUCGUGAUCAUCUCGUCUAGAAUUCGAUAUAGACAUGGGCUGCUUAUUAGGUUAUCGUCUGUCAGAUUGCACUGGCGGUCUGUUCUGGCGGUCAUAAAGCACGGGUAGAUGAGGCGUUGGCGUCGCAGUUCUUGUUUAUCCUUUCUCUAUAUCUUACACUUCAGAAAAGCCGGUUUCGUUGAGU